This is a messenger RNA of Closterium sp. NIES-67, 3267 nucleotides long. NCBI's taxonomy places the organism in Eukaryota, Viridiplantae, Streptophyta, Zygnematophyceae, Desmidiales, Closteriaceae. The record is from the annotation of a GenBank genome assembly.
CUGUGAGACCAGCUGUGAGACCAGCUGUGAGACCGGCUGUGAGACAAGCAGUGAGACCAGCUGUGAGACCAGUUGUGAGACCAACUGUGAGACCAGCAGUGAGACCAGGUGUGAGACCAGCUGUGCGUCCAGCAGUGACACUAGCUGUGAGAGUGGCUGUGCGACCAGUUGUGAGACCAGUUGUGGGAACAGCUGAGCGACCAGCUGUGCGACCAGCUGUGAGACUAACAGUGAGACCAGCAGUGAGACCAGCAGUGAGACCAGCAGUAAGACCAGCAGUGAGACCAGGAGGGAGACCAGCUGUGAGAGCAGCUGUGAGACCAGCUCUCAUACCAGCUGUGAGACCAGCAGUGGGACCGGCUGUGAGGCCAGCUGUGAGACCAGCUGUGAGACCAGCUGUGAGACCAGCUGUGAGACCAGCUGUGAGACCAGCUGUGAGACCAGCUGUGAGACCAGCUGUGAGACCAGCUGUGAGACCAGUUGUGAGACCAGCAUUAAGUCCAGCUGUGAGACCAGCUGUGAGACAAGCUGUGAGACCAGCUGUGAGACCAGCUGUGAGACGAGCUGUGUGACCAGUUGUGAGACCAGCAAUGAGACCAGCUUUGAGACCAGCUGUGAGACCAGCAGUGAGACCAGCUGUGAGACCAGCAGUGAGACCAGCUGUGAGACUAGCUGUGAGACCAGCUGUGAGACCAGCUCUGAGACCAGCAGCAAGACCAGGUGUGCGACCAGGUGUGCGACCAGCUGUGAGACCAUCUGUGAGACCAGCGGUGCAACCAGCUGUGAGACCAGCUGUGAGACCGGCUGUGAGAACAGCUGUGAGAACAGCUGUGAGUCCAGCUGUGAGACCAGCUGUGAGACCAGCUGUGUGACCAGUUGUGAGACCAGCAAUGAGACCAGCUGUGAGACCAGCUGUGAGACCAGGAGUGAAACCAGCUUUGCUACCAGCUGUGAGACCAGCUGUGAGACCAGCUGUGAGACCAGCUGUGAGACCAGCUGUCAGACUAGCAAUGAGACUAAAUGUGAGACCAGCUGUGAGACCACCUGUGAGACCAGUUGUGAGACCAUUAGUGAGACCAGCUGUGAGACCAACACUGAGACCAACUAUGAGACCAGGAGUGAGACCAGGUGUGAGACCAGCGGUGCACCCAGCUGUGAGACCAGCUAUGAGACCAGCUGUGAGACCAGCUGUGAGAACACCUGUGCGACCAGCUGCGAGACCAGCUGCGAGACCAGCCGUGAGACCAGCUGUGAGACCAGCUGGGAGACUGGUUGUGCGACCAGCUGUGAGACCAGCUGUGGGACCCGCUUUUAGAUCAGCUGUGAGACCAGCUGUGAGACCAACAAUGAGACUAGUUGUGAGACCAACUGUGAGACGACCUUGACUUAGUUACUGCAGACAGAGAUGCACUAGCCUCUGUGAAGGCUGGGCUUAUAAGAAGACUCACUUGCAAUGACCUAGGAGAGUUGCGUCGGUAAUCUUUGCCUGCAGAUCUUCAGGGACAGAGCAGCGCGCACCAUCAUUUUUAUACAGUCACACUUGGUGCGCCAGGUCCUUCAGAGGUUCGAUCUUCAGUUCUCCUCUGCCGCACAGCUCACACCUCUGCCAGUAGUUUAUUGGCUCUCGGCUCAAGUAUUUGAGGAGUCUGUAGAGCCUAAUGGUUCUUACACAGAGCUGAUGGGUUCCCCCAUGUACCUGAUGACUUGUACUCGUCCAGAUCUCGCAUACCGUCUCAGCAUCCUGGCUCGCUUUGUAGCCACGGGCAGAUACUGACCACAGCACUGGUCGACCGUUAAGAGGGUUUUGCGUUAUUUAGCAAGUACAUUGGGCAUGAGGCUAUUGCUCGGAGGACGUAGGCCAGUGGUCCUAAUAGCGCACAUAGACGUUUCAUGGGGAGACGACGCUGAGACACUUAGGUCCUCCUUGGGCGAUUGCUUUAGCCUUGGUGCAGGCGUCAUCUCGUGGAGGUCCACUCGCUCCUCGUCUGUUGCCCAGUCUAGUUGUGAGGCGGAGAUCUGCGCUGGUGCCAUGGCGGCACAGGAGCUCCGUUGGCUAACUUUCUUGCACACAGACUUAGGUGAGUGGCCUAGCUCUGUCCUAGUCCUAUACGCUGACAACAAGGUCAUGAUCGUCCUGUGCCAGGAGACUCGACUGGAGGGCAGAGCGAAGCACAUCCAGCUGCGGUACUUUCUCCUGCGCGAGCUACAGCAGCGCCGCCAGACCCGCGUAGUUCAUUUGGCAUCUAGUGCCAACACAGCUGAUAUCUUUACGAAGGCGCUUGCGCCUUAAGGUAAUCAGUCGCACUGUGUACAAGUUGGUCUAGUUCUUGUAGCUUCUCACUUGCUAAUGUUAAAAUUAUAUAAGUUAUAAUUUUAUAUAGGCUUUGUAGGUUGUUACUGAACCUUUCUGUAGAGGGUACAAACCCCUCCUUGUACUCCUCUCUCUUCCUAAUCAUGCCUCUUCUUUCUCGUCAACUCUUCUCCUCACGCUUCUAGAUCUACUUUCCGCACGCCAUUCCAUGGCGCCCUUCCUUCCUUCCUAGCUAAGCUAGGGUCCUAAGUUUAGUUCCUAUCCUAAGCUUCUUUGACAUGGUAUCAGAGCCGGUCGUGUCCACCGGACCCUCUCCCUACGUUCCCGUUGCGUACUCCUGCUGCAUUCGCAGCCUUCGCGGUUUUCUGCCUGCCUGCCGUCGCGGCACUAAGAUGUCGCGACGGCCCCUUGUUGCCUGCCGUCGCGGCGCCAGGAUGUCGCGACGGCCCCUUGUUGCCUGCCGUCGCGGCACCAAGAUGUCGCGACGGCCCCUCGUUGCCUACCGUCGCGGCGCCAAGGUGUCGCGACGGCCCCUUGGUGCAGCCGUCGCCCGUCCGCCUCGCCGCUGCGACAUUGACGGUGCGCUGUGGCGGCGUCUACGGCAGCCGACGGCAUCGUCGGGCUGCGGCCGGCCGAGCGACGUCUGUGGCGUCGCCGGGCCUGCCGCCCGCUCGCCAGCCACGGGCGUCCCUCAGGACGACGUCCUCCCGCCACUGCUGUCUUCUGCCCGGACGUUGCCACAUCGCCGAGAGCCCUCAGCCGCGGCGGUCGCUGCCUGUUAUCAGCGACCCAGCCGCCUUGAGCCAGAGCUCCGCCGCUGCUUGUCGCUGACCCGCCCAGACGCCGUAGGCUGCCUCGUAGGGUACAAACCCCUCCUUGUACUCCUCUCUCUUCCUAAUCAUGCCUCUUCUUUCUCGUCAACUCUUCUCCUCACGCUCCUAGAUCUACUUUCCGCA